This is a messenger RNA of Hydatigera taeniaeformis, 1137 nucleotides long. NCBI's taxonomy places the organism in Eukaryota, Metazoa, Platyhelminthes, Cestoda, Cyclophyllidea, Taeniidae. The record is from the annotation of a GenBank genome assembly.
UGCGACUGCAGUGGAACGGACUAUCGAGGUGAUCGCUGCAGUCAUCCCAUCUGUCCCCCCAACUUCUGUCUCAAUGGUGGUGUCUGCUACGUUUACGAUGGCAACCCUCGAUGUAACUGCACUGGCAAUUUCGGUGGUGAUAGAUGUCACUACCCAGUCUGUCCACCGGGCUAUUGCUUGAACAACGGACGCUGUCUCAUUCGCCCAGGCUCCUCCACUCCAGAAUGCGAUUGUACCGGUACGGGUUUCGUAGGUGACCGUUGUUCCACACCAGUGUGUCCUGAAGGCUACUGCCUUAAUGGAGGCAUCUGCCAUGCCCUGCCCAACGGAGUGCCUUUCUGCGACUGUUCGUACACCUCUUACUCGGGCGACAAAUGCGAAGUGCCCAUUUGUACACCCGACUACUGCUCUGGCCAUGGAACCUGUCGGGUUGAGCAAGGUCGUCCCGUAUGUGAGUGUCGACUUGAGUACUGGGGCCCUCAGUGCCAGCUGGAAGUGUGUCCGUCAGGCUUCUGUCACCAUGGUGGUACCUGCUACGCAGGCCCCGACCGCAGACCUCAUUGUCGCUGUCCCGAAGGCUACGAGGGUGACCAGUGUGAGAUGCCCAAGACCUGCCCUCCGGGCUACUGUUACCAUGGUGGCGAGUGCACUAUGCAGGGUGGAAUGCCUGUUUGUAAUUGCAUCAACACUGAUUAUCAGGGACCGCGCUGCGAAACGCCCAAAACUUGUCCGCCGGGCUUCUGUCAUAACGGUGGCUUGUGCACGGUAUCGGGUGGACGUUACACAUGCAACUGUCUGGGCACGGGCUUUCAGGGUCCCACAUGCAGCGAUCCUACCGCCUGUCCGCCUGGCUACUGCCAUGGCGGUAUCUGCACUGUCUUGCCUGGAGGACAAUACGUCUGCAGCUGCUGGAAGACUGGACUCAGUGGACCAACUUGUGACGGGGAUGUCAAUGGAAUCUAUGUCGACUACGAGAAGAUUGGGUAUAUAGUGUAUGACCUGAAUCCACCCCUGAAGACGAAGGAGGACAACGUGACAGUGGGUUUCAAGACCUACGCUCAAUCCGGAACCAUUCUUGAUUUUGUCACCACAAAUGGUCCACAUUGGGGCAUCAAAGUGUGUGGAUGGAUGUGGUAG